CGACAAAUUGAACUGAAUUUUCGUCAUUUUUGAAUGAUCUCAGGCAACUCUUGAGAAUAUGUAGCUGGAAAUUAGCUUCUUUGUUUUACGAUAAAUGAUUUAUAGACAAUUUUAUCUCAGUUCCUGCUCCGUAUCGGGAUGGACUACGGUUAGAAUAACCGCCAUUUCAAAAAUAUUUCUCUGGGGUUUCGUUUGCCUCACAGCUUUUAAUGGUCUUUCCAAUGGAGUGGYYASAACRGUUCAGACAUCUUYGAAUGCUAGUUCCUCCGAUCCAGGUCAAAAUGCAUUUAGUGCUUCAUCUUACCCAAGAUCAUCGUCUUCUACUAGCAACACAUCUCAGACUUCAACCUUCGCUUCGCCUUCUUCUUUGUCCACAACAUAUAGCAACAAUGGACUAAUGAUUAGCUCUGUUGCUGUGCUAUCUUCUCCAACGAUCAACAGCCUUACUUUCAGCAGUGCACAUACAAUCCGCAGUUCUAUACUAAUGAAUAGCGCUGUCUCUUUACCAUCAUCUUCCGUAAGCAUCAGUCCUAGYACAGCWCAUGUGAUGAACACUUCGACGAUGAUGCAUGCUACUGUGGUUCARCMAUCUCCUUCCGUGAGCAUCGGUCUUAGCAGUACACAUGUCAUGAAAACGUCGAUAAUUGUKAAUGCUACUGUUGUUCCGCUAUCUUCUUCUAUCAACACCACUUCUAGCAGUAGACAGGUGAUGAACACUUCGAUGAUGGUUAAUUCUACUGUCUUUGUACCGUCUUCUUCCGUCAUCAUCAGUCCUAGUAGUACACAUGUCAUGAACACUUCGAUGUUGGUUAAUGGUACUGUCGUUGCACCAUCUUCUUCAGUCAGCAUCAGUCCUAGAAGUACACAUGUCAUGAAGACUUCGAUGAUGGUUAAUGGUACUGCCGUUGCACCAUCUUCUUCCGUCAGCAUCAGUCCUAGCAGUACUCAUGUCAUGAACACUUCGAUGAUGGUUAAUGGUACUGUCGUUGCACCAUCGUCUUCAAUAAGUAUCAGUCCUAGAAGUACUCAAGUCAUGAACACUUCGAUGAUGGUUAACUCUACUGCCGUUGCACCAUCUUCUUCCGUCAUAAUCAGUCCUAGCAGCAUUCAUGUCAUGAACACUUCAAUGAUGUUUAAUUCUACUGCCGUUGCAACAUCUUCUUUCAUCAGCAUCAGUCCUAGAAGUACAUAUGUCAUGAAUACUUCGGGAUUAGUAGUUGCAUCAUCCUCUUUYAUCAGUAUCAGACCUAGAAGUACACACGUGGUGAACACUUCAACAUUGGUAGUUGUAGAAUCCUCUUUCAUCAGCGUCAGUCCUAGCAGUACACAUGUGAUGAACACUUCUACUAUAGUUUCACCAUCUUCAUCAGUCAGCAUUAGAUCUAGGAGUACACAUGUCAUGGGCACUUCGAUGUUGGUUAAUUCUACUGUUUUUGCAUCAUCCUUUUCCAUAAGCUUAAAACCUAGCAGUACAUAUGUAAUGAAGACUUCUUUGAUUGUUAAUGCCACUUCGGUGGCACCAUCUUCUUCAGUCACGAUCGAUUCUAGCAGUUCGCAUAUGACAACGUCUUCAACUGUGGUUUAUAGCACUAUCAUUACACCAUCUUAUUUACUCAGUAUCAGUUCUAGCAUUACACAUGCUUUGACCACAUCGAUGAUGAACACCACUGUAGUUUCACCAUCUUCAUUGAUUACCCAUCCCAGCAGUACAUAUAUAAAAGGCAGUUUAUUAUUGGCGAGUUCUAUCGUCGGUACGUCAUCUUUUCCAUUUAUUGUCAGUCCCAACAGUACAUUUGCAAUGAGCAAGUCAUCUUUUGUCGCUGCCACUCUUUUGACAUCCUUGUCAUCGACCCUUCUUUCUCCAAGGAGCACAUAUGCCUCGGUGUCCUCUAGUGAGUUGUAUAAAACAUCAGCUGUUGAACAAUCAACUGUUAUCACGAAAUCAGCUACCCCAAUAUUAUCGGCAUCGUCCUCUCAUUCUUCCAAAACGGAUCCGUUAUCUUCUGUAUCGGUUGGAUCUGAUGUCACGUCAUCGGCAUUUUUCACGAAAUCAUCGUAUUCAUCGCUUACAUCUUUUGGGAAAGUUCCAUCGACCGCUUUAACUUCUUUCCAGUCUUUAGUAACACCAUCUCCAUCUCCAAGAAGUUCUGCUGUAGUUGAAUCAACAAUAACGCAAUCUUUGCAUGUCACACAAUCAUCCUCGUCCAAGACAUCGUCUAUAUUAAGUAUAGAACCUUCGCCCACAAGCCAGKUACCUGCGACUUCAUCGGCGUUUUGGCCAAGCGUGAAUGAUACUGAAGAAGUUGUGACUUUGAAAAUCUUCGUUCCCCUCAGCUUUGAUAUUAAAAGUGAUGAGUUCAAGGCUGAGAUGGAGAUUAGGGUGCUUGAUUUGUUCAGACUUGGUCUCGACGUAAAAGCUCGACGUAAAAGACGCUAUGCUACCAGUGAUACCAAUCAUUUACAGCAAGAKCUCGACAACUAUUUGAAGGACCUCAGAAAGGAAAGAARGAAGAAAGCGUUACAUGUGAUCAUGGAAAACUAUAUGGAAGAAUUAAAAAAUAAUAAGCAUCUUCCUCAGUUAGGACUUCGACWGCCCGUUAAAAAGCGAUCUAGAAGAGCAGUUGACAAUUAUCGCGCACAGGUUACAUCUAUUAAGAGAACUCCUACCGAUGAAAGUGAAAACGUCGAUCUCAAUUAUCGAAUACUGGRCGGUAACAAGAUUGUCCCUGCGGCGCAGGUCACAGAAACGAGCAAUAAGUUGUCCGUAAACCAAAUGUCCUAUACGUUAAAGCACCCGGUUUUGACUCGACCAGCGCCAUUGACGUCCAUCCAACCAAGUCCACAGCCACGCUCGGACAGCAAGCAGAGCAUGAUUAUUGCCGCCAUUGCUGUUGCUGCAUCAGUUGCAGUUCUUCUUGUUUUGCUGGUGAUUUUUAUUAGAUGCGCCUCGAGAAGAAGAAGGAGGAUAAGACAAAGCACGCAAACUAAGGCGCCAUCUAARGAAAUGGAAGAAAAUCGACCAUCACCGUAUGUUGUUGCCGGUCCAUCCCAACCAAGGGACGUCUACAAGGGAAGGAAAUGGUCCAGCGAGUCCGAUGGAGAUUAUUUCCAGAAACGACCAUUACCCACUAUCCCUCGCGAACCGGACGUUGAGAUUCGUAACGCUAAAGAGCGCCGAUUACGAAGGGACGAAAGCAAACACAGGAAGUCAAAACGAAGGCAGAAAGAAAGACAAACGAAAAGRGAGAAAGACGAGAAYGUUGAGAUGGGAAACAUGGCUGGCGUAAUAGAGAAUGCUCCCAGACUAGGCCAGAACCUUUUACAGGCAAAAGACGAUCAAACAGAGAGAAUACCAGUUCGGUUUUCCAGCCUUCCCCCCUUGGUGCAAACAUCCCUUGUUACAUCACCCCCCGUACAGGCUGCAGGGUCUCCUUCAACGAGGGAAGAUGCUGAUGAUAAGGAAGAGGACAAGACAGGGAGGGGCGAGUCCAAGAAAAAAUUGCCUCAGGGUGAGAGACAACGACUGAUGUGGUUUAACCCUUAUAAAGACUCAAAUCUAAACGGUGACACUAAAAGCUCUGAUGAAGAGCUAUUCACAAAGGCGAGUGUUGAACGUAUGAGAAAUAAGAUAAGACAACGAGAGAAAGUCCGACAGGAUAUGAGGGAAAAGGAGCGAAGAAAAGAAGAAGAACUUAAACAACAACGCGGCAUUGAAACCGACCCGAAGACUARCGACGACCGCGAUGAGGUUUCUACGGAAGCUUCCUUGGAUGCAAUGAGGAAAAAGAAACUCCGCAAAGACCGCUGGAUACAUAAUCGUGUGGGCACAARCACAUCAGUCGAUAGCAGUGGCUCUGAUAGUUACCCAGAAGACCACACGAGAGAGGAAGAACAGCUCGAGAAAAAGCUUGAACGUUUGAGAAAAAAGAAAAGAAAAGCACAUAAGAAUGCACAACCAGUCAGCCAAGUAGGGGUCAGCGGUAUCGUUCCAAAAGCAGUAGCCCAUGAUGCAUUGCGUGAAUCYAAUUGGGUAACAAACGAUGGAACUGGUGUCCAGUUAGUCACGGUUAGACCACGUAAUUAUGAGGAUUACGAAGAACCUGUCUACACAUCUCAGCCUAUUAUUCAACCGGUGGUCCACCAGCAAAUUCAAAAUCCAUACGUUCACGAUAUGCUUCAUAGAGGUUAUCCCAUAAUUUCACCUAUAACUGAGCCUGCAGUACAUCCAGCGGAAUACUUAACAAGCCCCCGAGAAUCCGAACUGGUCGAUGUUWURGAGGACGAACCAGAUCAUGAUGAGAAUUUGUAUCAACCUAUAGGUCCUGAUUUGCAUGUUCCCCUACACGAACAACCAAUACCUCAUGACAUGAGCCCGCGAGCACAGGAAAACCUUUAUGAAGAGCCACUAUUCACUCCAGCCCACCCCCCUCAGUCAUACCUCACAAGACCAUUAGCUGUGAYUCCGCAAAAGGUAUAUGCACGUAGUCCAUACCCAAGUGAUAUACUUCGACCACACCCACAGAGUACGACGCGAGGCAGACCGAGUGCCUCACGUCCAGCUCCGCAGGGUGGUACUAGGCCUUCAUCAGCUCGCUCCAGUCCCUCGUCAACAUAUGCAAGRAGGGAGCCUCGGCACUAUGAAGAACCUAUGCAUUAUCCAAGGAGUGGUGUUCCACCUGUCAAUUUCACUCCUACUAACACACGUCCUACCUCAGCUACUUCGACMCAACGAAGUCUAGGGACAUCUCCGAGGUAUAUAGGAACUCCCCGUACGAAUAGAGAGCCUAAAGACCCGUACGUUCAAGCGCGAACAAUGCUUGAUAGCGCCAAAAAGCAGGUAGAUAGAUUUGAGCGCGAAAAGUCACGUGAUGAACCUGAUGGAAUCUCAAAUGGCUAUUCCAAACCACGUGGUGUGAAGGUCUCACGUCUGRCGUCACAACCAAGAACGCCAUAUACGGCAACAAAAGAUGAGCUUGCUGUCAUGGAAAAAGCAGAACUUGAGGCACAAAUGCUUGUGUCACGUGCACUGGCACGUGCCAGAACAAAUAAAAGAAAAUGAUUGGCCAAUGGGCAACAUGCCAUGUGAUUAGCACGUGCUCAAAAGUUAUAAAUACAAGAAAACUUUUGAUUGAUCAGAAAUUUUGAAGCGAAUUAAAAGACAAAACAGUYUCCGAGUUUUAUGAUGAAAAAUGAGUACGUAUUUUGUCUUUAAUUUGCUUCAAUGGUGUAAAUAUGUAUAUCAUAUAUCCUAACAUUAACGAACUUAAAUGAUUGAAUCAAUUUUAUUAYCGCAUUCAGUGUUAAGAGACGGUUCUCACUACAACAUAAGCAAAAGAAAAAACAGAAGCUGGUUCACACUUGACAUAUAAGCAAGGGCUGACAUUAAUGUUGUUUUUUCUGGUUCACACUGAUAAUUUUUAUAAAUAAGCAAAAGCACAAACGUAGAGAAAUGAAAAAGUUUUAAUUUCUUCUUGUGUUUGUGCUUCUGUUUAUGUUUUACCCGGUUCACAUGUCUGAAAAAAUUCCCUUCUUCUGUUUCUGCUUAGUUUGUAUUGAGAACUGGGCCUUACCUUCGUGUUUUCUUUCGUACUUUCGUGCUAUCAAAUACAUAUCGAUAGAAAAAAAAAUAGUGAUCAAAGAUAUUUUAGRAUUGAAGAUAUAUUUUUGUAAUUAUUAGAUAAUCGAGGAUAUAUAUUUAUUUACAAUAAACUGAGUAUGAAUAACCAAA
Molecule: messenger RNA, 5728 nt
Organism: Exaiptasia diaphana
Lineage: Eukaryota; Metazoa; Cnidaria; Anthozoa; Actiniaria; Aiptasiidae
Exons: 16
Coding region: 95-5059 (1654 amino acids)
Source: RefSeq, a predicted model, not a curated record